Messenger RNA from Puma concolor (puma), 1136 nucleotides. RefSeq names its product G protein-coupled receptor 18 (gene GPR18). The record is from RefSeq and is a predicted model, not a curated record. Lineage: Eukaryota; Metazoa; Chordata; Mammalia; Carnivora; Felidae. Gene Ontology annotation, molecular function: G protein-coupled receptor activity. Gene Ontology annotation, biological process: positive regulation of Rho protein signal transduction; phospholipase C-activating G protein-coupled receptor signaling pathway. Gene Ontology annotation, cellular component: plasma membrane.
AUGACCACUCCUCAUGAUCAAGCUCAACUUGGCCCUUCUAACACCUCACACCCAGAAGAAUACAAGAUCGCAGCCCUUGUCUUCUACAGCUGUAUCUUCAUAAUCGGAUUAUUUGUUAAUGCCACUGCCUUAUGGGUUUUUAGUUGUACCACCAAGAAGAGAACCACUGUAACCAUCUAUAUGAUGAAUGUGGCAUUACUGGACUUAAUAUUUAUAAUGAGCUUACCCUUUCGGAUGUUUUAUUACGCAAGAGGUGAGUGGCCAUUUGGAGAGUACUUCUGCCAGAUUCUUGGGGCUCUGACGGUGUUUUAUCCAAGUAUUGCUCUAUGGCUUUUUGCUUUUAUUAGUGCUGACAGAUACAUGGCCAUUGUACAGCCAAAAUAUGCCAAAGAACUUAAAAACACAGGCAAAGCCGUGCUAACAUGUGUGGGAAUCUGGAUAAUGACCCUGACGACCACCAUCCCGCUCCUACUGCUCUAUGAAGACCCAGAUAAAGCCUCCACCCCCGCCACCUGCCUGAAGAUUUCUGACAUCAUCCACUUAAAAGCUAUUAACAUGUUGAACUUCACUCGGCUCAUAUUUUUUUUCUUGAUUCCUCUGUUCAUCAUGAUUGGGUGCUAUUUGAUCAUUAUUCACAGUCUCCUUCAUGGGAAGACAUCUAAGCUGAAACCAAAAGUCAAGGAGAAGUCUAUAAGGAUCAUCAUCACACUCGUGGUGCAGGUGCUCGUGUGCUUUAUGCCUUUCCACAUCUGUUUUGCUUUCCUGAUGCUGGAAGGGGAGGAGAACAGUUACAAUCCCUGGGGGGCCUUUACCACCUUCCUCAUGAACCUCAGCACCUGUCUGGAUGUGAUUCUCUACUACAUUGUUUCAAAACAAUUUCAGGCUCGAGUUAUUAGUGUCAUGCUCUACCGCAAUUACCUUCGGAGUGUGCGCAGAAAAAGCUUCCGAUCAGGUAGUUUACGGUCACUAAGCAAUGUCAACAGUGAAAUGUUAUGAAUGAAAAGAAGGUUUUGGUCUUUAAUUUCUUUAUAUUCACUUUACUAACUACUCUAAGGCCAGUGGAUAUUCUGUAUGAUACUACCAAGUCCCUUCCCUCCUGAAAAAAAAACCACAUGUAACACUUUUGCAAGAUCUUA